UUGACGUAAAGGCUUCACAAACCUCCUGGCGGGAGGAAGACGGGUCCGCGCACUGUCACUCGAUAGAUACAUUUUGAACAAUUAUGUCUCGUCUUCUUAACUGUAUCGUAGCAGUUUGUCCCGACAUGGGAAUAGGGAAAAAUGGAAAUCUGCCCUGGCACCCAGUAAGAUUAAGUAAUGAAUUUAAGCACUUUCAGCGGAUGACCAUGACCCCUUCAGUGGAGGGUAAAAAGAAUGCAGUGGUCAUGGGCAGAAAGACCUGGUUCUCUAUUCCUGCAGCUAACAGACCCCUAAAGAACAGAAUCAACAUAGUUCUCAGCAGAGAACUCAAGACAGCCCCAGAGGGAGCUCACUAUCUUGCUUCAGACUUCAGUUCUGCCCUAAAUCUAUUAGACAGCCCUGAACUCGAAAAAGAACUGGACCAGGUUUGGAUAAUUGGCGGCAGCGCUCUGUACAAGGAGGUGAUGGAGAGCCCGGGUCCCAGGUGUCUUUUUGUAACACGGGUCCUCAAGCAGUUUGACUGUGACACAUUUUUGCCUGAUAUUAACAUGGAUAAGUACAAGCUUUUGCCUGAGUUCCCAGCGGUUCCCACAGGCUUGCAGGAGGAGAAUGGCAUUCAGUACACGUUUGAAGUGUAUGAAGGCACUGACCACUAAAGAGGAGCUUAUAAAUAGGAUGUUAAGGUUUGAGAUGGGUCACCUAGUGGGUAGUGUUUUUGGUCUGACACAUUGCUGGUGAUACAUUUAUGGGAGACAAGUUUGAAUCUAGCUUUUCCUAUUACCACUUUCUUCAUGGAAUUUCAUGUCAUCUCCCACUAUUGUAUUUGUGGCAAAAGCACAAAAUUCCAUGUUAAGAUAUAAUGAUGUACCAGUCAGGAUGUUUGUAUUUUAUCAUUUUUAUUUUUGGACAUUUGCAGAAAAUGCACAGGUAGUGAAUAGGAGACAAUUAAAAGGUAAAAGAGAGAGAGAGUGAGAGAGAGAGAGGAGGGUAAAGGUGCAGGCUGGACCCAAAACCCAGAGCAGUCCGGAGUUAAACCUGUCUUCCAUAAGCACAAUAACUCAAUGUGUCAGUCUGCUAACUGCUAUAGGCCAAACUACCAUUAAUCAAGUUUGUACAAGUUUAUAUUCCUUUGUCAUUGUUUCAAAUAUUCAGAAGUGAAUUUUUAUCCCAAUAAAUUGUCUUUUCUACAUCUGCUAUCCACUUAAUUAUUCUUCAUCUCUUCAACUAAGAAAAGACAACCAGCUCAUCUCCAUAUCCAAUAGAAACUGAAGUGUCUGCUGUUAAGCCAGCCCCAAGAUCUAUCUACCCACAUGAAUAUGGAUGUAUUUUGUCUUGGCUGACUGACAAAGGUUCUUACAUAGUUUAGGAAAGGGUGACACUGUUGUAGCGUGUUUAGUCUCUCACCCACACAAACUCCUUCACGGUGUCCAUUUUAAAAGCCAAGUGCUGCAAUCAUACACAGCCUUUUUCAGCUGAUUGGUUUCUGGUAUAUCAGCCUAAUGUACUACGUAUGUUAACCACCAGGCUGCUAUAAACUUGACUAGAAUUACAAUUACCCACCAUGCGCACCUUGUGUGUACGCUAAGUAGCACUUGCAUUUAUUUUCAAGUGAUUUGCGUGCUCACACUUCAUUAUUGUGUGCAGGGACGUACCACGAAAGAAAGAUUAGACCAUGGUUUUGUAGAGUAAGGCGUUGCAUAAGAAGAAUCACAGAUUUAUUAUCUCAAUAAAAUGAUUAUAAAUAAAAAAUAUAUAUAUAAAUAAAAAUCUCAAUAAAAUGAUUUAUCCUAGACAUCGAUGAGAUUACACAGAGCAACACAAAAGAUAUUUUGAAGAAUAUUGGUAACCGAAAGUGAAUGAGUACCGGUAACCAACGAUCUUCAAAUAUUUUCUUUUGUGCAAAGAAAUUCGUACAGGUUUGAAAAGACAAGAGGCUGAAAUGAUGAAGGAGCUUUCAUUUUUGGGUGAACUAUCAGUAUUCUGCCCAGAAAUCUUAAAAUGUCUCCAUUAGAAUUUCAGAAGAAAUCAAAGAAACUGAGCUCAGAUUUGCUAAGUAUGAAGAUUUCUCAUCAAAUUUACCCAAAUUUAGGUUAUUUUACAUAUACAAUCUAAAUCUUUUAGCUACACACUCUUACACCGUGUCUACACCGGAUGCGAUAAGACAUUAGAAUCGCUUUGGAACUCAUUAUAAUUAAAAAUUUUGUCCACACUGGAUGCGGCGCAGCUGUCAUGUCAUGUUGCGCCUGUCGCGUCCGGUGUAGAUGCGGUGUUAAUGUAUUUUAACAGUUGUCUCAUUUCUGUUAUUUUUAUUUCUUAAGAUGUUUCUGUAACACUUAACAUAAAGCAUAUACAGUAUGUAUAAUGCAUUAUAAAAGUAGUUUUAAUGUAUUAAUUAUGCCUUGUAAUGCACCUUAUAAUGCAUUCUAAAAAUGUUAUUACUUAAAUGAAACAUAAAUGACAGUUGAUCACAGAACUAUGAUAAAAUUGUCCUUCGGGCUGUUGCUGCAUGUAUCAUGUCAAAGAAAUAUAAUCCUAUCCUUCAUUUAUUUUAUAUCUAAUUUUAAGGGAUAAAUUGUGAGAAUGCCACCUAACCCUAAAAUUAACCCUCUACACACUAAAACUUAAUUGACAAGACUGUUGAUCUGGGAACAUUUCUAACUUGAUGAAAUCAAGUGGAAAACUAUUUCAAACAUUUGCCUUUUUUUGCUUUUAUCCAAAGACCCAGAGCCGGCCCAAGGCAUAAGCGAACUAAGCGGCUGCUUAGGGCCCCCCGUGGCCACCAGGGGCCCCCCAAGACUCUAAAUAUAUAUAUAUAUAUAUAUAUAUAUAUGUUUAUAUAUUAUUUCAGUGGAUAUGGGUAAUGAUACAAAAUGCAUUAUUCAAUGAAAAAAAACCCACAAUAUUAUGUUAACGGGCUGCUGCAGCAGGAUGCAUGCACAGCUAGUGUAUGACUGAGACGUAAAGUUGAUUGAAGAAUUUCAACUCAAUAAUGUCACAAAAAAGGACAUAUCCUUAUGGUGCAGAAAAAAAACAAUAGCUUUGAAAUCUUUAUAUAUUAUAAUACACAACAUAUUACUUUGCUGGUUUUAAAAAUAACUUUCAUGGAUUAUAUUUCUGUAAUAAAAAUAAGCUUCUGUUUUAUAACUUUGGUACUGAUAACAGUUUAACAUUACCUAAAUUAGCCUACCUUUGGGGUCUUUGCUAUUAUAUUCCAGUAUCAUUAUGCCUCAAUGUUUUAGGUGUACAGAUGGCUUGCUGCGGUGCUGUGUUAUAUAGUUUGACGUUAAAAUAACUGCUGUUUGUUGUUGUUGAAAUAGCUUUUUUAAUGUUAAAAUAACAUUCUGUUCAUUCAACAACGAAGCUUUUCCAAACUCAAACUGAUCAAAAACUAUUUGAGAUCUUCCUUGGCUCAAGAAAUACUGAGUGGACUUUAAUUAGUAUUAAUAACAAAAUUGCCCGUCAGAUAUCUUAUAGUGAUAUCAUAAACGACUUUGCCUCCAGAAAAGCCAGGAAACACAAAUUCUAAGGAGGAAAGUGGAAUAUUGAGACGGUAUGUAAAGUUGAGUUAGUUUGUCUAAAAUAAAGUGUUUAUUUUAGAAACCUAUUUUCAUUUUUUCAUUACAAUUGUAUUUAUUUUUCAUAUAAGAAGAUCCUGUUUGUAUUUGAUUUUAUUUGUACUUGAUUACUUUAUAUUUUAUUCUUGAACCACCUUG
This is a messenger RNA of Triplophysa rosa, 3713 nucleotides long. RefSeq names its product dihydrofolate reductase (gene dhfr). The record is from RefSeq and is a predicted model, not a curated record. NCBI's taxonomy places the organism in Eukaryota, Metazoa, Chordata, Actinopteri, Cypriniformes, Nemacheilidae. Gene Ontology annotation, biological process: dihydrofolate metabolic process; folic acid metabolic process; tetrahydrofolate biosynthetic process. The transcript has 6 exons. Bases 84 to 656 code for a protein of 190 amino acids. Gene Ontology annotation, molecular function: dihydrofolate reductase activity; NADP binding. Gene Ontology annotation, cellular component: mitochondrion.